UCCACUUAUCCACCUUCAUAUCAAACACCCUUCAGUGCUUACUAGCCCAAUAUUCCUUGAAUUUCUUUAAUUUUCUGCUUCUUUAAUCCUCAAAUGGGUCAGAAAUCAGUUGCUGUUGGGCUGAAAAUCCUAAUUAAUCAGAAGAUUAAUCAAGGCAAGGCAGAUCCUAACAGUGUUCUAAUUAUGUAUAGUUCAAGAUUCACCAGAGUUAAACCCAUCUUCCACACAAAUCCUACCGAAAUAUCUAGCAGUGCUGAACAUAAUUCUUGCUUGCUCAAAUGUUGUUUUCUUUGCAACAAGACUUUGAGGCUUGACAAAGAAGUUUACAUGUUAAGAGGUGAUCUGGGAUUCUGCAGUUUGGAGUGUAGAAACAGGCAGAUUUACAUGGAUGAAAUUAAAGAAAUUGAAACUCAAACUAAGAAAACUUUAGGAUCUUUUCGCAGACGUGGAGAAAGUGGCCGGUGUAGUGAAACUUCGGCUCUAUUGGAAGAUUACCAUCAACGGCGAAACCCUAUAGCAUAUGCUAAAAAUACACCUAUAUUCACAUUCUCAUAAUUUAUUUUCUUUUUUUGCUUUAUUCUAAAGUUUAGGUGAUUAUGAGUAUAUAUUCGGAAAUGUAUAGUUGAAGAAAUAGUAGGGAAUACAAAGUGACAAUAUGAGCUGUCGAAGAUGUUGAUGUGGGUGCAUCCGUUUAUGAAAGUUUCCUACGUGACAAUAAUUGAUGACGAGGAUGAUUUUAACCCAUUCUUCUCUUUAUCCAAUUUUGUAUUUUCGAACUUUAUGUAGAUUUCCGGAAUAAAGGUACCAAAAUUAUAGAAACCGAAGUAUAAUGAGAGAAUUGUUGUUACUUUAUAUAUUUC
Messenger RNA from Lycium ferocissimum, 860 nucleotides. Its product is annotated as FCS-Like Zinc finger 17-like. The transcript is spliced from 2 exons. NCBI's taxonomy places the organism in Eukaryota, Viridiplantae, Streptophyta, Magnoliopsida, Solanales, Solanaceae. The record is from RefSeq and is a predicted model, not a curated record. Bases 94 to 555 code for a protein of 153 amino acids.